Vicugna pacos (alpaca) is the source of this 3957-nucleotide messenger RNA. The record is from RefSeq and is a predicted model, not a curated record. Lineage: Eukaryota; Metazoa; Chordata; Mammalia; Artiodactyla; Camelidae.
GGGCGCCGGGCGGGGGCAGCGCGACCUCCACGCGGAGUCCCGGGACACAGCGACCUGCGCACCAGCUCUGACCCCACGGGGGUGCUGCGGGGAGGCUGAUUUACCUCCCCGAGCUGGGGCGGGUGCACAUGGACCUGAGGCUGUGGUUUCUCCCCAGGCUGAGAUGGAUUUCGAGAUGGGAAGCGUGGCCACAGUCCGGAGUUCUGAGAGAGCGUUGGCGGACUUUGAACUGGGUUACGGCAGCAACCAAGAUAGGAAAAAAGUGAAGAAAGUAAAUUUGAUUGGACCAUUAACUUUGUUUCGAUACUCUGAUUGGCAGGAUAAGUUAUUCAUGUCCUUGGGCACGAUCAUGGCCAUAACUCAUGGAUCAGGUCUCCCCCUCAUGAUGAUAGUAUUUGGGGAAAUGACUGACAGGUUUGUUAAUCCUGGAGAAAAUUUCUCCCUUCCAGUGAAUUUUUCAUUGUCAAUGCUAAAUCCAGGCAGAAUUCUGGAAGAUGAAAUGACUAGAUAUGCAUAUUAUUAUUCAGGAUUAGGUGCUGGAGUUCUUGUUGCUGCCUAUAUACAAGUUUCAUUUUGGACUUUGGCUGCUGGCCGACAGAUUAAGAAAAUUAGGCAACAGUUUUUUCAUGCUAUUCUACGAAAAGAAAUAGGCUGGUUUGACCUCAAUGACACCACUGAACUUAAUACACGGCUAACAGAUGACAUCUCCAAAAUUGGUGAAGGAAUUGGUGACAAGGUUGGAAUGUUCUUUCAAGCAAUAGCCACGUUUUUUGCAGGAUUCAUAGUGGGGUUUACCAGAGGAUGGAAGCUCACCCUUGUGGUAAUGGCCAUCAGCCCUGUCCUGGGACUCUCUACAGCCAUUUGGGCAAAGAUACUUUCCACGUUUAGUGACAAAGAACUUGCUGCAUAUGCCAAAGCAGGCGCGGUGGCUGCAGAGGCUCUGGGGGGCAUCAGGACCGUGAUAGCUUUCGGGGGCCAGAACCGAGAGCUGCAAAGGUACCAGAGACAUCUAGAAAAUGCCAAAAAGAUUGGAAUUAAGAAAGUUACUUCAGCAAGCAUUUCCAUGGGCAUUGCCUUCCUGUUAAUAUAUGCAUCGUAUGCUCUGGCCUUCUGGUAUGGGUCCAUUCUAGUUAUAUCAAAAGAAUACACUAUUGGAAAUGCAUUGACAGUCUUUUUCUCGAUCCUGAUCGGAGCUUUCAGCAUUGGACAGGCUGCUCCCUGUAUCAAUGCUUUUGCCAAUGCAAGAGGAGCAGCAUAUGCCAUCUUUGACAUUAUUGAUAAUAAUCCUAAAAUUGACAGUUUUUCAGAGAGAGGACACAAACCAGACAACAUCAAAGGCGCUUUGGAGUUCAACGGUGUUCAUUUCUCCUAUCCAGCUCGACCUGAUGUCAAGAUCUUGAAGGGCCUCAGCUUGAAGGUUCAGAGGGGGCAGAUGGUGGCCCUGGUUGGGAACAGUGGCUGCGGGAAAAGCACCACGGUCCAGCUGGUGCAGAGGCUCUAUGACCCUGAUGAGGGUAUGAUUACCAUCGAUGGGCAGGAUAUUAGGACGUUCAAUGUGAGGUACCUGAGGGAGAUUAUUGGAGUGGUGAGUCAGGAGCCAGUGCUAUUUUCUACCACAAUUGCUGAAAAUAUUCGUUAUGGCCGUGGAAAUGUCACCAUGGAUGAAAUAAUGAAGGCUGUCAAGGAAGCCAACGCCUAUGAGUUUAUCAUGAAAUUACCACAGAAAUUUGACACCCUGGUUGGAGAGAGAGGGGCCCAGCUGAGCGGUGGACAGAAACAGAGAAUCGCAAUCGCUCGGGCCCUGGUUCGCAACCCCAAGAUCCUCCUGCUGGACGAGGCCACUUCGGCGCUGGACACUGAGAGUGAAGCUGAGGUCCAGGCAGCUCUGGAUAAGGCCAGGGAAGGCCGCACCACCAUUGUGAUAGCACACCGACUGUCUACAAUCCGAAAUGCCGAUGUUAUCGCAGGGUUGGAGGAUGGAACAUUAGAAAGUCAGACGCAGUCAGAACUAAAUGAUGAAGAGGCUUUGGCUCCAAAUGGCUGGAAAACUCAUCGCAUAGUUAGGAAUUCUACUCAUAAAAGCCGCAGGAAUUCACGAAAGCGUCAGAGUGGCCUUGAUGAGGAAACCAGUGGAUCUGAUGAAGAUGUGCCACCAGCGUCUUUUCUGAAGAUCCUGCAACUGAAUAAGACGGAAUGGCCCUACCUCGUGGUGGGAACACUGUGUGCUAUUGCCAACGGAGCCCUCCAGCCUGCCUUCUCCAUCAUCUUCUAUGAGAUGAUAGCCAUUUUUGAGCCAGGAGAUGAUGAAGUGAAGCAGCAGAAAUGCAACAUGUUCUCACUGCUUUUCUUAGGUCUGGGAAUUAUUUCUUUUUUCACUUUCUUCCUUCAGGGCUUCACAUUUGGAAAAGCUGGCGAGAUCCUCACCACACGGCUUCGAUCAAUGGCUUUUAAAGCAAUGCUGAGACAGGACAUGAGCUGGUUUGAUGAUCAUAAAAACAGUACCGGUACGCUUUCUACAAGACUUGCUGCAGAUGCCUCCCAAGUCCAAGGAGCCACCGGGACCAGGUUGGCUUUAAUUGCGCAGAAUACAGCUAACCUUGGAACUGGGAUUAUCAUAUCAUUUGUCUACGGUUGGCAGUUAACCCUUUUGCUGCUAUCGGUUGUUCCCGUUAUUGCUGUCUCAGGAAUUGUUGAAAUGAAAUUGCUGGCUGGAAAUGCCAAAAGAGAUCAAAAAGAGCUGGAAACAGCUGGAAAGAUUGCAACAGAGGCAAUAGAAAAUAUUACUACAGUUGUGUCCUUGACCCAGGAGAGAAAUUUUGAAUCAAUGUAUGCCGAGAAACUUUACGGAGCUUACAGGAAUUCUGUGCGAAAGGCACACAUCUAUGGAAUUACUUUUAGUAUUUCACAAGCAUUUAUGUAUUUUACCUAUGCCGGUUGUUUUCGAUUUGGUGCCUAUCUCAUUGUGAAUGGACACAUGCGCUUCAGAGACGUUAUUCUGGUGUUUUCAGCAAUCGUGCUUGGCGCCGUGGCUCUAGGACACGCGAGUUCCUUUGCUCCAGAUUAUGCCCAAGCCAAGCUGUCUGCAGCCUGCUUAUUUAGGCUGUUUGAAAGACAACCAUUGAUUGACAGCGACAGUGAGGAUGGCCUGAGGCCCGAUAAGUUUGAAGGAAACGUAACACUUCAUGAAGUUGUGUUCAAUUAUCCCACCCGGCCCAACGUGCCUGUGCUUCAGGGGCUGAGCCUUGAGGUGAAGAAGGGCCAGACCCUGGCCCUGGUGGGCAGCAGCGGCUGUGGGAAGAGCACGGUGGUCCAGCUCCUGGAGCGGUUCUACGACCCCUUGGCUGGGAAAGUGCUCCUAGAUGGUCAAGAUGCAAAGACACUCAACAUCCAGUGGCUCAGAGCCCAACUGGGAAUCGUGUGCCAGGAGCCCAUCCUGUUUGACUGCAGCAUUGCCGAGAAUAUUGCCUACGGAGACAACAGCCGGGUUGUGACAAUGGCUGAAAUCGUGAGUGCGGCUGAAGCAGCCAACAUACACCCCUUCAUCGAGACCUUACCCCAGAAGUAUGAGACCAGAGUGGGAGAUAGGGGGACUCAGCUUUCGGGAGGUCAGAAACAGAGGAUUGCUAUUGCCCGGGCCCUCAUCCGACAACCUCGAAUCCUGCUGUUGGAUGAAGCCACAUCUGCUCUGGAUACGGAAAGUGAAAAGGUUGUCCAAGAAGCCCUGGACAAAGCCAGGGAAGGCCGCACCUGCAUCGUGAUUGCUCACUGCCUGUCCACCAUCCAGAACGCAGACGUGAUCGUGGUGAUUGAGAACGGCAGAGUCAUGGAGCAUGGCACGCAUCAGCAGCUGCUGGCACAGAAAGGCAUCUAUCAUUCCAUGGUCAGUGUCCAGGCCGGGGCACAGAACUCUUGUUAUAGUGUAUCUUAAAAAUAAAUUCAAAUCAUUCUACAACUUUU